Messenger RNA from Triticum aestivum (bread wheat), 972 nucleotides. RefSeq names its product probable LRR receptor-like serine/threonine-protein kinase At4g37250. Bases 358 to 789 code for a protein of 143 amino acids. Gene Ontology annotation, molecular function: protein binding. The record is from RefSeq and is a predicted model, not a curated record. Lineage: Eukaryota; Viridiplantae; Streptophyta; Magnoliopsida; Poales; Poaceae. The transcript has a single exon.
UUUCUAGUUGGGUCCACACUUAAGCGGGCUAAAAAAUCAAUCGGGUCCCUAGUUUUCUUUUCAAAAAAGCAAUCCAGUCCUGUAGCCGGUCGUGGCUGUGGCCGCCCCUGCUCGUGGCAGCGGCCAAGCCGUGGCUGUAGCCAGCCAUGGCCGCCCUUGGCGGAGGCAGCUGUGAGCGGUGGCCGACUCUGAGCUGUGGCUGGUUACCGUGGGCCUUGCCGCACGCUGGCCGACCUCCCAUACGGCCUCAGGCGAGCUGCUGGGGGAAGAAAAAGGUGGCGACGGCGAGUGGCCACACCAGGGGUGGCGAGCAGCCGGAGGUAGCAGCAGGUGGCGGCGGCAAGGACGGGCACCAGCAUGCGCCCUUUCCCUGUCUGCAGCAGCCAGCGAAGGCCAGCUAACUCGUCGCCCGGCGCACAGCUGCCCGGGUCGCUCCCCACCGAGCUGGCCUGCGUUGAGCACCUGCGCCACCUCUACCUAUCCGGGAACGGCCUCAACGGCAACCUCCCCGCCGCGCUGCUGCUCAACGCCACCGAGCUGCACGUGCUCUUGAUCGCCAGCAACGACCUCUCCGGCGCGCUCCCGGACGCGUCCUACGCGCGGGUGCUCCAGGAACUCAACCUAUCCGACAACGCGCUCGCGGGCUGGCUCCCCACCACGCUCCUCAGGGCGCCCGGGCUCGCCGUGUUGGGCCUCGCCAACAACUACCUCGCCGGCGAGCUCCUGGGGCAUGAAGACGAGGUGUUUGUUGAAAUGACUAAGAGAGAUAUAGGAGGAGCAAGAAGAUAGACACUGUGUGGGCCAAUUAUGUCAUAAUUGAGUUUAAACGAGGCGAAUUGGGCAUUUUUCAUACAUGGUAGUUUUUAGUCAAAGAUUAGUGAAAAAUGAUAGUUUUCCGCAUAAAUUUGUAAAGUGGUAGUGCAAGUCACGGUUUCACCGAAUAAGUAAUUUUACCGAAGCCAGGUUGUACCA